ACUUUAAAUUAAUCUUUCAGUGUGUUUGCGGUGUGUUGGAGGAGAGAUGGCUGCCACCUCUUCUCUUGCUCCCAAGAUUGGUCCCUUGGGUCUCUCACCAAAGAAGGUUGGUGAUGACAUCAUGAAAGCCACUGGGGACUGGAAAGGUCUUAAGGUAACAGUGAAGCUCAUCAUUCAGAACCGUCAAGCACGUGUUGAGGUUGUUCCCUCUGCUGCAUCAUUGGUGAUAAAGGCACUCAAGGAACCCCCACGUGACCGCAAAAAAGUAAAACACAUUAAACACACCGGUAACCUGACCCUUGACCAGAUGCUGGAAAUUGCACGCACCAUGCGACCACGCUCCCAGGCCAAGGCUCUGUCUGGUACAUUGAAAGAGGUCUUGGGGACUGCACAGGUAAACAUUCCUAAGAUCAGGUUUUAGACUUAAUAUAAUGAU
This is a messenger RNA of Cherax quadricarinatus, 436 nucleotides long. The record is from RefSeq and is a predicted model, not a curated record. Lineage: Eukaryota; Metazoa; Arthropoda; Malacostraca; Decapoda; Parastacidae.